AACGGACUGACGGGGGUAGGCGGUGCAGCUCCACUGACUGUACUGUUGGACAAGGUUACACUGUUUUUUUCUGUUUAAAGACAACAUCACAUAAUACAGACACCGAAAGAGGGACUUAAACAUGAGAAAGAGUGAGUUGCUGGCAGCAGAUGCCGUGUCCUGCUUAAAUAAGUCCCUCUGUCACCUGAAGGACAUCUGGGAGCAGAUCGGUAUCCCGGAGGACCAGAGGCUGCAGAGGACCACUGUGGUCAAGAACCACAUCAAGGGUUUACUGGAAAUGAUGAUUAAAGAAGAAGAAUCUCUUAUGCAGAGGCUUAUCAGCAGCAUCCACACAUGUCGCACAGAUAUGAAGAAACUGUGUCUGGAGCUUCAGCUUCCACUGUUUGAGGAGGAGGAGGGCAUCAGCAUCCUGCAGCAGGAGAAGAACAUCCGGACCCGGAUGGAGGCUCUGACAAAAGAGAAGACUCUGCGGAUGCAGCAGCUGAAGACUCUGAUGGACCAGGACCAGGAACUGUGUGACAUCCUGUGCUCUGACCCUUAUGGGAUCUCUGCAGAUACAGUCCCCUCUCUGCAGCAGCUGGAGGACCUCCAGCAGCACAUCAGGAACCAGAAUGAGGAGAAGAUGAGGCGACACACUGAGUUCACUGACCUCAAGAAGCAGAUCAUUGUGCACAUGCAGCAGCUGGACCACAUUGCAGAGACCAGCUUCGAAAAGGACGUGGUUUGUGAGGAUGAGAACUCGUUCUGCCUGUCCAGAGACAAUAUCACAGCACUGAAACUACUGCUCUGCCAGCUGGAGCAGCGUAAGGCAGAAAUGGAGGCAACAUGUGAGAGUCUGAGAGAGAGAGUCCAGCAGCUGUGGGAGCGGCUGCAGGUUCCCCAGGAGGAAAGGGAGCCAUUCAGUGACCACAUGGUGUCGUCCAGGAGGAGGAACCUGGAGGCGUUACAAGUGGAGGUGCAGCGUCUGGAAGAGCUCAAACUGCUCCACAUCCGAAAUGACAUCGAUGCCGUUCGUUCUGAGAUCGCCGUGUUCUGGGACAAGUGUUUCUUUAACCCUGAGCAGCGGCAGGCCUUCGCUCCUUAUUUCAGCGAGGACUUCACAGAGGAGCUCCUUUCAUUCCAUUCUGCAGAGAUCCAGCGGCUGAAGCAGCAUUACGAGCAGCACAGAGAGCUGUUUGAAGGUGUUCAGCGUUGGGAGGAGAGCUGGAGACUCUUCUUAGAUCUAGAGAAAAAAGCCACAGAUCCAAACCGUUUUAUGAAUCGAGGAGGAAAUCUGCUGAAAGAAGAAAAACAGAGGACAGAGCUGCACAAAAACCUGCCCAAGCUGGAGAAGAAACUGAGAGCCCAGAUAGAAUCAUGGGAAGCGGAGCAGGGCCAAGAGUUUCUGGUGAAUGGAGUGAAGUUCCUGCAGUAUGUGGAGGAGCAGGUGGAGCUGCACCAACUGGAGAAGGAGAACCAGAAACUGGAGCGGCAACUGAAAAAGAACAAACAGAUGGAGGAGGACAUGAUGUAUGGGACGACAGUUCGAACGCCAACCAAACGCAGGUUCAUUGGAACGCCGGGAACAUGCAAGCCACGAAAAAUGAUGAACGCCACCUCCAGUGCAACCAGCACCUCCAACAGCACCAUGCGCUCAGGGAUCGGAGGAGUCAUGUGCCGCUCACCUGUGGCCCGACCUCCGCUGUCCACCAAGGCCCCUUCGGUGCGGACCCCUACUCGUGGUAAACCUCCUCAGCUGCUGCCCCUUCCCCGGCUUCAUGGAGGAGAACUGAAGGAGAAUGAGGCUCACCUGAAGGCCACGCCCCAGGGCGGAGCCUUGGCAUGCAGAGUCAGUCCACAGAGGCACUGCAGCAUCACAUCUGUGGCCAGCACAUACUCUGAGUUUGUGCGAGAUCUGUCCGAAGCCUCUAACGCCAAGGUCCAGCACAGCGUCCUGAACUCCACCAACAUGUGAUCCACAGAUUCAAACAAACUGAUCACUGCCAUCACUCUGCCUGCUUCCAUUCCAUGUAUAUGAAGGUAUCAGUAAUAGUAAGGUUGUAAUAAUAUUUAGACUAAAAGCUUCAGUCUCUCCUGUAUCAUAAACUAAACUGACACUACGCGAUCUGUUUCUACAUGUUAUUAUUUUUAAAAUAUUAUACAACGUGGACUCAAAAGGUCAAAUUUAUUAAUGUAUGAAUAUGUAUUUUUGCACAUUUUUUACAAAAUUUAUCACAGCACAGUCACUCUUCAUCAGAUUUCUACAUAUUUAUGUUUUUGUUUUUUGACGAAAGAUGUUGAGUUAAAGGAUCAGUCUGUGGUUUUUAUUUUUUAUGUAGAAACCUGUGACUGUUGGAUGAGUAUCAGUCGUGUGUUGAACAGUUUUAAGAUGAAAAAAAAAAAAGAUCAUAAACAGAUGAUACUGUUUGUACUGUAUAUAAGUUUGUUUUGGAUAUUUGUUCAGAGAAUCGCUGACUUCUCCUUUAUUUGGUGACACUGAUACUUUGGUGGUUUGAAUGUGAAUAAAGGUGAGUUAGUAGAUUGUAUAAAAUGUGUCUGUUUCACCACCUCUGAUGAAUGUUGUGGAAAGACCUCGAGGUUAGCUCUCACCACAGUCAGAAAUGAUCUUCAUUUCCUGACUACACUGCCAGAAAAAUAAAGUAAAACACUGA
Messenger RNA from Sphaeramia orbicularis (orbiculate cardinalfish), 2651 nucleotides. RefSeq names its product protein regulator of cytokinesis 1b (gene prc1b). Gene Ontology annotation, biological process: mitotic spindle midzone assembly; microtubule cytoskeleton organization. The transcript is spliced from 14 exons. The coding region runs from base 122 to 1954 and encodes 610 amino acids. Gene Ontology annotation, molecular function: microtubule binding. Lineage: Eukaryota; Metazoa; Chordata; Actinopteri; Kurtiformes; Apogonidae. Gene Ontology annotation, cellular component: spindle; mitotic spindle midzone; cytoplasm. The record is from RefSeq and is a predicted model, not a curated record.